Messenger RNA from Candida tropicalis MYA-3404, 3909 nucleotides. RefSeq names its product aminophospholipid-translocating P4-type ATPase. Lineage: Eukaryota; Fungi; Ascomycota; Pichiomycetes; Serinales; Debaryomycetaceae. Gene Ontology annotation, cellular component: plasma membrane. The coding region runs from base 1 to 3909 and encodes 1302 amino acids. The transcript has a single exon. Gene Ontology annotation, biological process: intracellular protein transport; post-Golgi vesicle-mediated transport; endocytic recycling. The record is from RefSeq and is a predicted model, not a curated record. Gene Ontology annotation, molecular function: ATP binding; ATP hydrolysis activity; magnesium ion binding.
AUGUCAAAUAAUUACAAUAAUAGAGACAGGAAUACCGAGUCAGAUGAUAAUAACCCAUUUUCAGAUAGUAAUGGUCACAGUAACCUUAUUGAUUUGGACCUAGAGACAAACCCGUAUACAGAUUUUGAUCCCAACCGUGUUUAUCCACAGCAUGCGCAUACAGUCAAUGAUCCAUUUGCGGAUCAGUUUGUCUUAUCGGAUGAUUCUGAUGACGAUGUUGAUGAUGGUCAAGAAGCUGGCCAUGGUUAUGGUUAUGGUCGAAAUGAUCUAGCCAACACAUCGUAUGCAUCGUCGUCCCAACACCGACAAGUCCCGCUAUUGAAUACAGCCAAUACACCUAAUAAUCAAGGUAGCUUUUUUAAAAGUGGUAAAAGUGGGGACUAUAUAAAUAUGCAAAGUCAAGAAGAAAAGCAACGCGAUUUCGAUAUCACACAUAUGUUCCAAAAGGUCAAGAGUAAGAUUACAGGGAAACCACCAGGGCAUGCAAAGCAACAAUCAAAAGAACCUCGAGAAAUAUUUAUCAUGAACCAUUCUGCCAAUUCCCAUUUUGGAUACUAUGGGAACUAUAUAUCGACAACAAAGUAUAAUUUUGCUACCUUUUUACCCAAAUUUUUAUUUGAACAAUUUAGCAAGUAUGCUAAUUUGUUUUUCUUAUUUACUUCCAUUAUCCAACAAGUUCCUCAUGUGUCACCAACAAACCGAUAUACCACUAUUGGUACCUUGAUCGUGGUGUUAUUAGUUGCGGCAAUAAAGGAAAUCCUUGAAGAUAUUAAGCGUGCUAAUGCAGACAAAGAGUUAAACAAUACUAAAGUUCUAGUUUUGGAUCCAAACACAGGUAAUUUUCAAUUGAAGAAAUGGAUCAAAGUUCAAGUUGGUGAUGUUGUGCAAGUGGCCAAUGAAGAGCCAUUUCCAGCCGAUUUGAUUUUAUUGAGUUCUUCUGAACCAGAAGGGUUGUGUUAUAUUGAAACUGCAAACUUAGAUGGGGAAACAAAUUUAAAGAUCAAACAAGCCAAAACAGAAACUGCUCAUUUAGUUAAUCCUCAUGAUUUGGUGAGAGAUUUAAAUGGUGCUGAAAUUGUAUCUGAACAGCCAAACUCAUCAUUGUAUACAUAUGAAGGCAAUUUGAAGAACUUCCGUCGUGGUAACGAUAUUCCAUUGAGUCCAGAACAAAUGUUACUUAGAGGAGCCACAUUAAGAAACACCCAAUGGAUUAAUGGCGUGGUCAUUUUUACAGGUCAUGAAACCAAGUUAAUGCGUAAUGCCACAGCGGCACCAAUCAAACGUACUGAUGUUGAGAGAAUUAUUAAUUUGCAAAUUUUGGUUUUGUUUGGGGUUUUGAUCGUGCUCGCAUUGAUUUCUUCAAUUGGUAAUGUUAUCAAGACAAAAGUAGAUGGUGAUGAUUUAUCAUAUUUGCAUUUGGAAGGUAUUUCGAUGUCAAGAUUAUUUUUCCAAGAUUUGUUGACAUACUGGAUUUUGUUUUCUAACUUGGUGCCAAUUUCAUUAUUUGUUACCGUUGAAUUGAUCAAGUAUUAUCAAGCUUUUAUGAUAGGAAGUGAUUUGGAUAUGUACUAUGAAGAGACUGAUACCCCAACAGGGGUUAGAACUUCGUCAUUGGUUGAGGAGUUGGGUCAAAUUAACUAUAUAUUCAGUGACAAAACUGGUACCUUAACUAGAAAUGUCAUGGAGUUCAAGUCCUGUACAAUUGGAGGAAGAUGUUAUAUCGAAGAAAUCCCCGAAGAUGGACAUGCGCAAAUGAUUGAUGGUAUUGAGGUUGGGUUCCAUACUUUCGAUCAACUUCAAGAAGAUUUGCGAAAUACUUCAUCCCAGCAAUCUGCAAUUAUCAAUGAGUUUUUAACAUUAUUGAGUACUUGUCACACUGUUAUCCCUGAAGUCACCGACGACAAAAUCAAGUACCAAGCAGCUUCUCCCGAUGAAGGUGCUUUGGUACAAGGAGCAGCUGAUUUGGGUUAUAAGUUUAUCAUUCGUAGACCUAAGGGGGUUACUAUUGAAAAUACUUUAACUGGAAGUACAUCUGAAUAUGAAUUGUUGAAUAUUUGUGAGUUCAACUCAACAAGAAAGAGAAUGUCUGCGAUUUUCCGUUGUCCUGAUGGGGUUAUUCGUUUGUUUUGUAAAGGGGCCGAUACUGUUAUUUUAGAAAGACUUUCUCAAGAUGAGCCACAGCCAUUUGUUGAUGCUACUUUAAGACACUUGGAAGAUUUUGCGGCAGAAGGUUUGCGUACGCUUUGUAUUGCCUCACGUAUUAUUUCUGAUGAAGAGUACGAUUCAUGGUCAAGAACUUACUACAAAGCUUCCACUUCCUUGGAAGAUCGUAGUGAUAAAUUAGACGCAGCAGCCGAAUUGAUUGAAAAGGACUUGUUCUUAUUAGGAGCAACCGCUAUUGAAGAUAAAUUGCAAGAUGGAGUUCCUGAAACAAUUCACACGUUACAACAAGCUGGUAUUAAAAUCUGGGUUUUAACAGGUGAUAGACAAGAAACUGCUAUCAACAUUGGUAUGUCUUGUAAGUUACUUUCUGAAGACAUGAACUUGUUAAUUAUUAAUGAAGAAACGAAGAAAGAUACACGAUUAAAUCUUCAAGAGAAGCUCACAGCUAUACAGGAGCACCAAUUUGAUAUCGAAGACGGAUCCUUGGAAUCUUCACUAGCUUUGGUUAUUGAUGGUCAUUCUUUAGGAUACGCAUUAGAGCCUGAUUUAGAGGAUUUGUUUAUCGAAUUGGGUUCUCGUUGUCGUGCGGUGAUUUGUUGUCGUGUGUCCCCAUUACAAAAAGCACUUGUGGUUAAAAUGGUUAAAAGAAAGAAGAAAAAGUCUUUGUUACUUGCCAUUGGAGAUGGAGCAAAUGAUGUGUCGAUGAUCCAAGCUGCCCAUGUUGGUGUUGGUAUAAGUGGUAUGGAAGGUAUGCAAGCAGCACGAAGUGCUGAUAUUUCUAUUGGUCAAUUCAAGUAUUUGAGAAAGUUGUUAUUAGUUCAUGGUGCUUGGUCUUAUCAAAGACUUUCAAAUGCAAUUCUUUACUCUUUUUACAAGAAUAUUGCGUUGUAUAUGACACAAUUUUGGUUUGUUUUCACCAAUGGAUUUUCUGGUCAAUCAAUUGCUGAAUCUUGGACUUUGACAUUCUAUAAUGUGUUGUUUACUUCCUUGCCACCAUUUGUAUUGGGUGUUUUCGAUCAAUUUGUUAGUGCAAGAUUAUUGGACCGUUAUCCACAAUUGUAUCAAUUGGGUCAACAAAGAAAAUUUUUUAAUGUUGCAGUUUUCUGGACCUGGAUUUUGAAUGGAUUCUAUCAUUCUGCAGUUAUCUUCUUGUGUUCGUUUUUCAUCUACAGAUACAUGAACGUUUCUCCAAAUGGACAAACAGCUGAUAAUUGGUCAUGGGGUGUGGCUGUCUACACUACAUGUACAUUAACUGCCUUGGGUAAAGCUGCAUUGAUUGUCACCAUGUGGACCAAGUUUACCUUAAUUGCAAUUCCGGGUUCAUUCCUUUUAUGGUUAGGUUGGUUUCCAGCAUACGCCACUAUCGCUCCAAUGAUUAACGUUUCUACUGAGUAUCGAGGUGUAUUAAGAAUGACCUACCCAUUAAUUGUUUUCUGGUCCAUGGUGUUUGGGGUGUCAGCAUUGUGUUUGUUGCGUGACUUUGCCUGGAAAUACUUCAAAAGAAGAUACAGUCCAGAAAGUUAUCAUUAUGUUCAAGAAAUUCAAAAGUAUAAUAUUCAAGAUCAUAGACCAAGAAUGGAGCAAUUUCAAAAAGCAAUCAGAAAAGUCAGACAGGUUCAAAGAAUCAAAAAACAAAGAGGUUUUGCAUUUUCUCAAGUUGAAGGUCAAGACCAAGAUAAGAUUGUCAGACUAUAUGAUACCACUAAAAAGAGAGGUGCAUUUGGUGAAUUAUCUGAAACCAAUUAG